AUGGGUAGUAUAGCAACAAAUACAUUUGAAAAUUUCCCAGCGGGUGGAUUAGACCACCUCGCUGGAGCGAUUUAUCAAUUCAUAGCCGACACUGACACCAACAGAACUGACCUUCUCGUGGGUGUAUUCAAGACGGACGAAGGGAAGGCCUACAUUCAGCCUACUGUGAAAAAGGCAAAAGAGAUAAUAUUUAGUGAUCCGAAUUGGCAUCAUGAAUAUCGGAUGUCGGCCCUAGGUUCAGAAAACUACAGGAACUUGAGCACCAAGUUGCUUUUUGGGACCGAUCAUCGUCUUGUGAAAGAGAAGAGGAUCAUUACUACGCAAACACUUGGCGCGUCUGGUGGGUGCCAUGUUGGAGCUGUGACAUUGAAAAAUCACUACGGACCUUGGAAAAAGACUGGAAAUGCCGAGAUUUUCCUACCAAAUGAAACCUGGUUGAAUCACCCUCACGUAUUCCAGGCUGCGGGGAUCAAGCCUACUUUUAUUCCCUACUUCAGCAAAAAGACGAACAAAUUCGACUUUGAGUCUUUUACGGCCGCCAUCAAAGCAUUGCCAGCUCAAUCUGUCGUUCUCCUACAGUCCAGUGCCCAGAAUCCCACUGGAUGUGAUCCUUCACCGGAACAAUGGAGUGAACUGGCCAAGAUCUUCUCUCAACGCGGCCAUUUGGCAUUCUUUGACGCGGCAUAUCCCGGCUUUGCGUCGGGGGACAUCGAUGCCGAUCUUGCAGGUGUCCGUUUGUUUGCCGAGCAGGAAAUCCCUCUUGUACUUGUAUCAACCUACGGUAAAUGCUUUGGGCUUUACAGCGAGCGUGUGGGAGUUUUAUCUAUUGUUGUUCCAGAUGUUGAAGUGGGGAAGAAGAUUGAAACCCAAUUAAGACUGCUGGCACGGGCUGAAAAUGGCUCACCACCUGAUUUUGGACCCAAAAUUGUCGAAACAGUUCUAUCAGAUGAGAGUCUGGAACGCAAUUGGAGACAGGAAGUACGUGGUAUGGCGAUUGGACUUAAGAGUCGCCGGUCUACGCUAAGAGCGGCUUUGGAGAAGUUGGAAACUCCGGGUGACUGGCAGUAUAUCACUGACCAGAAUGGAAUGUUCUCAUAUGUUGACUUCUCCCUAGAACAAGUCAAUCUGCUCAGGAACAAGCAUCAUGUUUACCUUCAGGAUUCUGGGAGAAUAUCCAUCGCUGGACUAAAUCAUUUCAAUAUCGAUUACACUGCUCGCAGUAUCAGUGAUGUCAUCAAAUCAACAGCCCCGAGGUAG
This is a messenger RNA of Penicillium taxi, 1257 nucleotides long. RefSeq lists its product as uncharacterized. Lineage: Eukaryota; Fungi; Ascomycota; Eurotiomycetes; Eurotiales; Aspergillaceae. Gene Ontology annotation, biological process: amino acid metabolic process; biosynthetic process. The record is from RefSeq and is a predicted model, not a curated record. Gene Ontology annotation, molecular function: pyridoxal phosphate binding; transaminase activity. The transcript has 6 exons. Bases 1 to 1257 code for a protein of 418 amino acids.